AACAACAAUAAUAUUAAUAACAAUAACAACGAGUGUAUUGUACUAUCAAUUACACAAUGAGUGGCUAUUAUUAUAAUAAUAAUUGUGGCCAACAUUUUAUCGGGUAAUAGUCGGCAAGUGUGUGACUGUAGUCAAAUAUAUAUGAUUUUGUGGAUCAGAUUACCAGUGACUGAGAGAGAAUUGCCGCCAAUUGGUGACCAUCAUUGCGAUGACCACACCGCCGACGGCCAACAACAACAACAACGGCAGCGCCAACAACAACAACACCAUGGCUUACAUGCCGUCCAUAUCGGGCGUACCGCCGUCGGUAAUGUGUUCGCUACCACCCCCUGCAGCUGCUGUUGGUGCUGACCAAUGGUCGGCCGCAGCCGCCGGUAUUUUGGCGACACCGCAUGCGGCCGCCAUUUAUCAUCAUCAUUAUGGUUAUCAUCAGUCGAUGACACCAUACAUGAUGAAUGGUUUCAAUGGUAUGCCAAUGAUUGGCGGUCCGCCGCAAAUGAGUCCAUACUUUACCGCUCCCGCACCCGCCACUGCUGACAUCAAUGGUAUGGUUAACGGACAUCAACAACAACAACAGCAACAACAGUCAGUUGUGCCAUCAAGUCAUCAACGAUACGGUUCAAACAAUUGUGAUAUUAAUGGUGGUAUCAGUGGUUCCCAACAACAACAACACCAACAAAGUAGUCAACAAUACAACAGUAAUAAUAAUAAUAAUGUCUUCAGAGGUAGUGGUAAUAGUAGUGGUAAUAGUAGUAGUAGUCAUCACUCGACUAAGUCUUCUUCACGUCAUAACAAGUCAUACACUAAUGGCAAAAGUAGUCAAACAAUUAAUAAUAAUAAUAAUAAUAAUAGCUCUCAACGACAUCACGAUCGACAUCAUAAUCAUCAACAACAACAGCAUUAUCAACACAAUAGUAAUAAUUAUAAAAAUAAUGAUAACAAUAGAAGAUAUACUAAUAAUAAUAAUAGACAUCGAAAUGAUAGCCGAAUUGGAUCAAAGUAUAAUAAUAAUAAUACUAAUAAGUCAAUCGAUAGAAACAACGAUAAAAACGAGAGAUAUAGAGAAUCAGUGGAUCAGUUGUCUGAAAUACAUCCACCGUUGAAGAGACAACGAGUCAGCAAUAAUACUAAGACGACGACAAAAGAAAAGGAUGAAGAAAUUGGCGAAAAUUCUGGUAAAACAACUCAGAAACAAGAAACAACUCAUCCCGUUGUCAGUACCGGCAGCAGCGGUAAUGUUACCACAGCAACAACCGAACAGGUAUUGACACAACCGGUCGAAUGGAUGCGCUGUUCGCCGGCCGAUCUGUUUUACGAACCUCAACGUACUGCUGAUGGUAACGAUUGUUCUGUUGGAACCAAACGUAUGCAAGAUUUGAGAGACAAGUUUCGCUACGAUCUGUUGGAAAGAUCGCGACGGGCUAUUCAACUGAAGCCUAAAGUGGAACUACCGGCCCGUACUUUGAAGUUAAAACCUUCGAAAACAUGUUUAGCGUCGAGCAGUGAUUCAUCUUCAUGUUGUGACAGCGAUUCCAACGAUGAUGAUGACGACGACGAUGAUUGUGAAGAUACGGCAUUUGAAGAAUUGCAACGAAAGAAAAGACAUCCACUAAGACUUCACGAAGAGCUGUGGUAUAACGAUCCGGGAGAGAUGAACGACGGCCCACUGUGUCGGUGCAGUUCAAAGGCACGCAAGACGGGCAUCAGGCACGGCAUAUAUCCGGGCGAACAAUAUCUACCCGGGUGUAACCCGAACAGUAACAAUCGUCAUCGGCUACAUCACUAUCGUAUAUCAAUAACACCGCAAACAAAUUUUCUAACAAAAUUUCCGACAACCAUCGGACACGAUGGACACGAUUUUAUAUUUGAAGGCUACUCACUAUUGUCUCACUGGCCACUGACCAAUCCGAUUGCUUGCAAAGUUAUACGAUUUAAUAUUGAAUAUACCGUAACGUUUGUUGAAGAAAAAUUUCCCGACAAUUUCAAUGUCUUGGAUUUGGAUUAUUUCCAGCGAUACGUGUUCUUCGAGAUACUCGAAUUGGUUGAUCUUGACUUCAAGGCCUACAACAACGAGUCCACUGCCGACAGCAGCGGCAAUGAUUGUCCGCGGUUUCACUUUAUGCCACGUUUUGCGCGUCUACUUCAAGAUAAUGGCAAAGAGCUAUUGUCGAUGAAUGUUGUACUUCAGUAUCUGCUGAAUCAAAGCAAUCUGGUCAUCGAUGACAAUCGACUAGAAGAGUACAAACAGAUGGCGGAUGACCAGUGGACAGAUUAUGCUAAACAAUUGAAAGGUAUGAUAGUUACCUGUCCGGGAAUGAAGCCAUCAUCGCUAAGAGUCGAUCAAAUAGAUCGCGAAUCCGAUGAUUUGAUCGAUAAUACUAAUAAUAACAAUCAGAAAUCUAAUGAUAAGGACAGCAACAGUUGCAGCGAUGGUGACAACGAUGAAGACAAGAACAAUAACGACAGUGACACCGACGGUGUAGUCGACGACGACGGCUAUCCUGUUAUUGUUCACUUUGGUAUACGUCCGCCUCAGUUGAGUUACGCCGGUAAUCCUAAAUACCAGAAAGCGUGGCGCGAUUACGUAAAAUUUCGUCACCUAUUGGCCAACAAGAAGAAGGUUUCCUAUACUGAUAAGCAGACACUACUUCAGAAAGAAGAAAAACUCCAAGAGAUGCGUAUGAAAAGUGAUCUGAAACGUGAUGUUACGGUUGUCCUCAACAGUAAAGGUUUCUAUACGACUGGUCUUCAGUGUGAUAUUAUUCAACAUUCGCUACUACUUCCAGUACUUGUAUGUCAUUUACGGUUUCAUCAAUCGCUUCAGUACUUGGAAUCCAUUAUCGGCUAUACAUUUGCCGAUAGAUAUCUACUACAGCUGGCGCUAACACAUCCAUCAUAUCGUGAGAAUUUCGGUACAAAUCCUGAUCACGCCCGCAAUGCACUGACCAAUUGCGGCAUUCGGCAGCCACAGUACGGCGACCGACGCGUCCAUUUUAUGAAUACCCGCAAACGCGGUAUCAAUAUGUUAAUCAAUAUUAUGUCCCGAUUCGGUUGCAAUGAGGAAACUGUUUCCAAUAUCAAUCACAACGAACGACUAGAAUUUUUAGGCGAUGCCGUAGUCGAGUUCAUGUCGUCCAUACACUUGUACUUUAUGUUUCCCGAUCUGGAAGAAGGCGGUCUGGCCACCUAUCGGGCAGCGCUGGUCCAGAAUCAACAGUUGGCUGUAUUGGCCAAAAAAUUACAAUUGGAAAAGUUUAUGCUCUACGCUCACGGCUCGGAUCUGUGCCAUGAUCUGGAACUCAGGCACGCAAUGGCCAACUGUUUCGAAGCACUAAUGGGUGCCCUGUUUCUGGACGGCGGUAUCGAAGUGGCCGACCGAGUAUUUUCCAAUACAUUGUUUGCCGAUGAAAACCAGUUACUAGAUAUUUGGAUCAACUAUCCCCGACAUCCGCUUCAGCGACAAGAAGUGAACGGCGAUCGGCAGUACAUCGAAACAAUUCCCCGACUAAAGGAGUUGACCAAAUUUGAAGACAUAACGGGAAUCGAAUUUACACAUAUCAGACUAUUGGCCCGUGCGUUCACCCACCGGUCAGUCGGAUUCAACAAUUUAACUUUGGGGUCCAAUCAGCGUAUGGAGUUUCUCGGCGAUACCGUACUCCAGUUAGUGGCCUCAGAGUAUCUGUACAAAUAUUUUCCCGAACAUCACGAAGGUCAUCUAUCGCUGCUGCGUAGUUCAUUGGUCAACAAUAAGACCCAGGCAGUGGUAUGCGAUGAUCUGGCCAUGACCUCCAUUGCCAUCUAUAACUUUGCCAAAGGCGAGCUCAAAACUAAAGAUCGGGCCGAUCUGUUGGAAGCAUUUCUCGGGGCACUCUAUGUCGAUAAAGGACUGCCGUAUUGUCGACUGUUUUGUGAGGUUUGUUUUUUCCCCCGUUUGGAGCACUUCAUUAUGAACCAGGACUGGAACGACCCGAAGUCUAAACUACAACAAUGUUGUCUAACUCUGCGAUCGGUCGAUGGCGGAGAACCCGACAUUCCUAUCUAUAAGGUCAUUGAAUGCAGAGGUCCGACAAAUACCAGAGUCUAUGUGGUGGCCGUCUAUUUUCGCGACCAACGAUUGGCCACCGGUACCGGUCAUAGUAUACAAGAGGCCGAAAUGAGUGCCGCAUCCAAUGCAUUGGAAUCAUCGAGAGAAUUAUUCCCCCAAUUGAAUCACCAGAAGAAAGUGAUUGAACGAAGUGUCAAAUCAUCGAUUAAAACGCAGACAACAAAGUCAUCGACAAAAGACAACCACAACAAACACAGAAGACAUCAUAAAUAUAGAGGAAAUCAUUGUAAACGCGAAUCAAUUGAAGACAUUUGAAGAUAUAUUAUAUAUCAUAUUAUAUAGAAAACAAAAGACACACAAAAUUUAAAAAAAAAUGAUUUAUUUUUUGUGAUUAGUUUAA
Messenger RNA from Oppia nitens, 4445 nucleotides. It is a transcript of the gene drosha, whose product is annotated as ribonuclease 3-like. The coding region runs from base 209 to 4360 and encodes 1383 amino acids. The transcript has 5 exons. Gene Ontology annotation, biological process: rRNA processing; primary miRNA processing; pre-miRNA processing. Gene Ontology annotation, cellular component: nucleus. Gene Ontology annotation, molecular function: ribonuclease III activity; double-stranded RNA binding. NCBI's taxonomy places the organism in Eukaryota, Metazoa, Arthropoda, Arachnida, Sarcoptiformes, Oppiidae. The record is from RefSeq and is a predicted model, not a curated record.